Messenger RNA from Hylaeus anthracinus, 2578 nucleotides. RefSeq names its product probable citrate synthase 2, mitochondrial (gene kdn). The record is from RefSeq and is a predicted model, not a curated record. Gene Ontology annotation, biological process: citrate metabolic process; tricarboxylic acid cycle; carbohydrate metabolic process. The coding region runs from base 109 to 1500 and encodes 463 amino acids. The transcript has 4 exons. NCBI's taxonomy places the organism in Eukaryota, Metazoa, Arthropoda, Insecta, Hymenoptera, Colletidae. Gene Ontology annotation, cellular component: mitochondrial matrix.
CAGAGGAGUUAGUUGAGUUGGGCGCCAGAGCUCCGCGUGGUCAGUUGGAUAGUUGGUUUGACGGUAACAAGAAAGAAGAAGGAUCCGUAAGCCAGGAUAUUAAGAACAAUGGCACUCUUCCGUUUCAGUCCAAAACGCUGUUUAGAAGUUCAGAAAAUAACUUCCACCGUCUUCGUGAGACCGUUAUCCGAUAGUUCCACCGAUCUGAAGAAGGUUCUGACCGAGAAAAUUCCCAAGGAACAAGAACGUGUCAAGAAUUUCCGCAAACAGCAUGGAGGCACCAAAGUUGGAGAAGUUACCGUAGACAUGAUGUACGGCGGUAUGCGUGGAAUCAAAGGUCUCGUAUGGGAACCGUCGGUAUUGGACCCCGAAGAAGGUAUCAGAUUCCGAGGAAAAUCGAUUCCCGAGUGCCAAAAGCUUCUGCCAAAAGCUCCCGGAGGUGCGGAGCCGAUUCCAGAGGGUCUCUUCUGGUUGUUGAUCACCGGUGACGUGCCCACGGAUGCCCAAGCGAAAGCCCUUUCUCAGGAAUGGGCGUCGAGAAGUGCUCUGCCCGAACACGUGGUCAAAGCAUUGAACAAUUUGCCCAAAUCAGUUCAUCCAAUGACUCAAUUCUCUGCUGCCAUCACCCUUCUGAACAGCGAGAGCGAGUUCGUCAAGGCGUACACCAAGGGUGUACACAAAUCCAAGUACUGGGAGACCGUCUACGAGGAUUCGAUGAACUUGAUCGCUAAAUUGCCAGUAGUCGCCGCCACGAUAUACAGAAACAUUUACAAGGGUGGCAAAGGUUUGGGAUCCGUCGAUGCUGGCAAAGAUUGGUCCUGGAACUUCGCGAAUAUGCUUGGCUACGAUAACCCCCAAUUCAUCGAACUGUUGCGCUUAUAUCUGACUAUCCACUCCGACCACGAAGGUGGAAACGUUUCUGCUCACACGACUCACUUGGUAGGCUCGGCGUUGUCCGACCCGUACCUGUCGUUCGCGGCUGGCAUGAACGGUCUGGCUGGACCUCUUCACGGUCUCGCGAAUCAAGAAGUAUUGGUGUGGCUGGAGAAACUACGCGCCCAAGUUGGAGAUAGCCCCAGCGACGAGAAACUCAAAGACUUCAUUUGGAAUACUCUGAAGAGCGGCCAAGUUGUUCCCGGAUACGGACACGCUGUGCUUAGGAAGACUGACCCUAGAUAUACCUGCCAGAGAGAGUUCGCGUUGAAACAUUUGCCGGACGAUAAACUGUUCAAGCUCGUUGCUCAAGUAUACAAAGUUGUUCCUCCCGUCCUCUUGGAAACUGGCAAGGUCAAGAACCCGUGGCCGAAUGUAGAUGCUCAUUCGGGAGUUCUGUUGCAAUACUAUGGAAUGAAAGAAAUGAAUUACUACACCGUCCUGUUCGGAGUAUCGCGUGCUCUUGGUGUGCUCGCUUCCCUCGUCUGGGACCGUGCUCUUGGACUUCCGAUCGAAAGGCCCAAAUCUUUAAGCACCGAUCUCCUCAUGAAAGCCUGCAAAGCUUAAAGGACAACAUCUCUUUAUUUAUGGAAAACGAAACAGAAUCAUUGAAACCUCUAAGUUCGUGUCACACCAUCGUCAUAACCUUCAGCAACAAGGAACUGACUGCUUUAUAUCAUGUUACGAAUGUUAUCGAUGCACGAAAAGUGUAAAUCUCGAACACAUUUCGAAUUCAUUUUAAUAUGACUUCAAGGAAGUCGUUUUAAUUGUCGCGUCUUAUUAAUAAGACGCGAGGCUAGGUAUUAGAGACAAUAAAAAAUUAUCUCACCUAAUAUAUUGUUCAAACGUAGACAUUCUAAAAUAAAAUUUGGUGGUGUGUUAUAUCGUAAAAUAGUUGACCUAUAUUUUUUUCAUCCGUUAACGGUGUAUAUACUGUACACGUAAAUGAGGUUAACAUUUUGCGAUAUGUAAAACCACAUAUAAGAAAUAUAGAUUGGUCCAGUAUACAUAGUUUCAACUGCCAAGCCCUUAAAUAAGAAUAUAAUACCAUGCGUUAACAGUAGACACGGUUCAUUGUAAAUAUAUUUGUCGCUCUACGUUUAACUUAAAUAGUGACAAUUUUAGAAGUAAAAGAAAAAGAUGCAAAUCAUUGUAAUAAAAACUAGUUAACUCACGAAAAUGAUCGGUAUAAAAGUUAGCUGUGUGCGUAGUCAACGUUAUGCAGACACUGUUUUGUAAUCUGACAGACACUGCCGAAAGAUAUCCGAAUUUUUCGAAUGCAAAUGAAUCGCAAUAAACAUUCGACUACUAUAGUAAAAAGGCAUUGCGUGAAUAUUACAUCAUGUUUCUCCAACAAAAUAUUUGCAAAACGCAACUGGCCUUAGUAAAUUAUGUAAAAUAGAAAAUAUAAUGCAUAGGGCUAAUGAAAUAUGUAAACAAUAUUGCAGUGUUAGCGCACUAAUUUUUGGUUCUAAAUUCUACGAAUAUGUUGAAAAAAAAUAUGGCUCAAUCACAUCGAUCGUUACACUUUACGUAAAUUAAAAAAUAUGACCAGUGGUAGAUCCACUGCUACAAGAAUGAGUGAGUGUGUGCGAUACUUUAUUUAUAACGAACGUAAAAAUAAAAUAGAUCUUUGAAAAUUGAA